AUGGACCACCUGGACAGACCGGCCAACCCAGUCAAAGAUCAAUUCAAGAUCGCAUACCUGUGUCUGGCACCAUACGAUGGCGGGGACUUCCUCACUUACCCGUCCCGACGCGGAUUUGACGACAUGGGAGUGCUAGAAGGCGACUUUACACGCAAGUCCCCCAUUGGCAAGGACGAGCCCGUCGGCAUCACCUUGGUGCAGUCUUUCCUGCAAUCGUGGCUCUUCUUUGGGCUGUUAUGCGAGGUGUACAAAGUUAUCGGGCGCCCUUUUCAUCAACGCGACUAUAUCUCCGAAGACUCGUUGCUGGUCAGAGGCGAUGGCCAGGGGAGAGGACUGACGCGACGGGUCAACACCAGCGCCUUGCCUGAGCUGCUCGCCUUCUGGAUUGACAGCUUCAAGCAGAAGAGGGCGACGGGGGAGCUAUCCUUCGAGGACGUCCAGCGCCUGUGCAUGCGCAUCGACACGUACUUGCAGACCAGCUACAAGAUGUGUUUCCGCCUGGUGCGGGGUUACCACAGCUAUGUCGACGAAGAGCUGCUCCUGUCGUUGAUGUGUCUCGGCAACGCCAUCGACGAUGCGAUGGUGGUCGUCAACAACCGGUGCUUCUACGACUUCCUGCCCCUGCACCUGCGCGGCACCCAGAUUACGCCGCCGGGCUGGUCGCCCAUAAAGCGAAGGUGGGAUGCGCCCAAGAGUGUGUUUAACGGGCUUCUCUUCUCGGGCUGGUGUCCCUUUGACAUUGGCAUCUUGAAGCGAGAUUUCGGCAUCAACGAAAUCAUCUACGCCACGCAGUUGCGCCGGCACGGCAGUUUGCAGCGCCACAUGGCGUGCAGCACGACCGCGUGCACCGCGAACAACAUCGACGAAGCGACGUACAAGACCCGUCAUGGGACGCUGGGGUCGGGCUGCGUCGGCACAGAUUGCGACGACGUCGAGUUCGACUAUGACACCAUUUGCGAGACCAUCCGGUCGGGGCUGACCCCGAUUAUCAAGUCCGAGAUCAACGCGUACGGAGAGUUUGAGUUCAGCAUCGUCCCGUAUCUGGGGGAAGGGGAUGCUUACGUUGCCAUCAGCCACGUCUGGGCUCAUGGGAUGGGCAACACCAGAAAGAACACCCUACCAAGGUGCCAGCUCCAGUCACUCCACCAGCGGACUGUCGUUCUCUUGGCUGGCUUCAGUGCAAUCGAUGCUCCACCGGUCCGCCCGAACAUCCGAGCCAGAAGAUUGAGCUAUUUCUGGCUCGACACAAUAUGUGUCCCCGUGCAGCCUGCCAAUGUCGACGUGCGGAAGAUGGCGAUCUCGCAAAUGGCCCAAGUGUACGAACAGGCACACUCGGUCUUGGUCCUCGACGAGGGUCUUCUGCACACAUCCCUCCGGACCGACGACAGGUCAGCCAAAACAGUGUCGGCAUACAGGGGCCGCGGGCCUCCGCCACCGGUGAGGCAGAAAGACCUCGUCAUGUCGGUCAUGUUCUCGGACUGGUGGCGGCGGCUGUGGACGCUCCAGGAAGGCGUGCUGCCCGACUAUCUGUUUGUCGCCUUCGCCGACUGCUCGAUGCACCUGAGCCACGUCGUGCCCGCGGGCGCGGAAGAGCACGUCAUGAACCGCGCCGACCUCUCGUCUGACCGCGUUAAGGAGGGGCUCAACGACCUGAUCGAGAAAUCGCACCUCGCCAACGAACACGGCAUCAUCACCGUCGACCGCAAAAUCUCCAAGGAGAACAUGGAGUACCGCCGCCGUGUGCUCCGCCUUCUCUGCAACCGCGCGACCAGCAGAUCCAGCGACGAGCCCAUCUGCCUCGCGACCCUCAUGGGUCUGGACCCGCAAAUCCUCCUGGAUACGCCCCCGAAGGAGAGAAUGCAAAUGCUGUAUGCCUGUCUGGGCACCCUCCCCGCGGGCCUCGUCUUCCUGCCGGUCCCAAAGCUCGAGGCCGAGAAUUUCCGCUGGGCGCCGCGCUCGCUCAUCGGUGUCCCCAUCAGCCUGAUGACCACCCAAGUCCUACUGUCCGAAGAAGAUAGCGAAGCCGAAGUCACCGAGGCAGGAAUCCGGCUGCAAGCGACGGGCUACCCGCUCGCGUCGCUCGACACGCCCCUCAACGACAACUUCUACAUCUUCCCCGGUCCGCCGGGCCAGAUACCCUCCGAGGGAGAGGACGAACAGUGUUUGACAGAUGUCGACAAAGUCAGGUCGAGUAACACGCAGGUCGUCGCGAUCGUGCACUACGACCAGACCGUGCAGGAUCAAUUCGGCGACGCCACGGGUUUUGGAGUGGCGCCCUGGUCGUCCCUGGGCAAGCAAGAUCUCAUUGAUCCCGUCGUCGUCCUGCCCCAUCUGCGGAGAAUCGAGCGCGCGGCACAGCAUCCGGGUGUCCUCGUCACCAAACCCCAGCUGGUCGACGGCGUGUGGCAUGCCAGGUUUUUGUGCAAUAUUUGGUGUCAUCGCAAUUCGAUGGCCAUGUGGGGGGACAACCACCGGUCGGAUCCGGGGACCGUCAAGAAUAGGCUGAGGGCCGAAAGGGCGGCGGUGGCGCAGGGCUCGCGGACGGGUAACAUGGCGUGGUUUCGCGGAUCGGAGGUUCUAAGAGAUUGGUGUAUUUCUUGA
This is a messenger RNA of Cladophialophora yegresii CBS 114405, 2601 nucleotides long. RefSeq lists its product as uncharacterized. Lineage: Eukaryota; Fungi; Ascomycota; Eurotiomycetes; Chaetothyriales; Herpotrichiellaceae. The transcript has a single exon. The coding region runs from base 1 to 2601 and encodes 866 amino acids. The record is from RefSeq and is a predicted model, not a curated record.